AUGGUGCGUGCUGCCUCACAUCAGAUACUGCGGCGAGCGCAGACGCCACGGGAGGAUGACCUGCGGCCACAGUCCUCGCAAGCGUCGUCGCGCCCAGUGCAGCCAUUUCGCUCGAGCUCUCCGCACACGGAGUGGCAGAGCCGCAUCCUGGAAGAGCUCACAAAGACUUCGAAGCGCGGCAGAGCUCUCCCGACGCCCCGCUACAAGAAGGAACCGGAGCUCUCGCCCUUGAACUUGUCUUGCGAGGUCUGCAGCACAGACUGCUCCGACGGCAAGCUGCUGCCUGAGGAGGAGUCACCGCAGGAGCUCAAACGGCCGCCUCAGAAUGAUGUGAAGCUGACCCGCUCCACCUCGGAGUUGGCGCAGUGGCUGCCUGACAUCACAGAGGUCAUCUCUCGGUUGAGGGCGGGCGCGGAUGGCUUCUCUUCCACAGAGAUGGACCGGAUCAACACCGCGUUCCAACGUUUCAAGGAUCCGGACAAUCCGGAGAUCCACAAGGAUGAGCUUCCCAAGGUGCUUAUGCAUCUCGGCUACACGCAGAUCCAUGAUGCCCGCAUCCGGGAUCUCGCAGACGGAAUUACGAGGUAUCCCAUGCUAGAGAAGGCGGAGUUUAUCACCUUCAUGGAGAAACACGUGGAGUACGAGCUGCAUGCCUUCAGGGACAUCUUCGAGAGGUUUGAUGCAGACGGGAAUGGCUGCCUGGAUGCCGGUGAGCUGCACGUGUUCCUGUCUUCCUUGGGCUUCACGCCCCUGCGGAGCAUUAUCCGAGAGUCACUGGACCUCGUGGACCUGGAUGGCAACGGCACGCUCGACUUUGAGGAGACCGUGAUCCUCAUGCACGUCUACAGGCACUCCGAGGGUUUCACCCUGGACGAGCUGCAGGAGCUCACUGCAGCCUUCGUCGAGCAGACAGGAGCAAACGGGAAGAUGGACGACAGGACGCUUCCGGCAGACAGGCUGCAGCACCUGCUGAUCAGCUUCUUCGGGCCACGGGCGACCCAGUUUUCCACCGAACUGCAGGAGGAGAUCAUCAGAUCGGGUCGGCGGAAGAGCAACAUGGAUCCACAGGGUGACAAGGGCCCACCACCGGCUCUAACUUUUCAAGAGGCGGUACUGUGGGCCCGGCGUUUCCGGGAGAGGAUGUUCACGAGCUAUCGUGAUGUCUUCGACAAGUUUGACGACGACGGAAACGACAGCAUCGAUCUUCGGGAGAUCAAGAAUGUCAUCCGCGAGUUAGGUUUCACGAUCCCCCAGAAGACGGUCCACGAGCUGAUUGUGGAGGCCAGAAGGCGUGGAGACAUCCUGAACAGCGACAUGGACGGGCUGGACUACGACAGCUUUGUGCAUUUUAUGCAGCUGCUCAAUGAGAACGAUGGCUUCAACAAGCAGGAGAUUGACCGAAUUGCCAAGACCUUCAAGAAGUAUGACAAGGAUGGAAGUGGCGACAUCAACACCCUCGAGCUCUCGGACAUGAUGCGGGAGAUGGGCCAGGCGCCACGUAUCGAGGAGGUUCGCACCUUGCUGUCCGCCGUUGACAUCAACGGUAACGGAGUCCUAGACGAACGAGAGUUUAUUCGAUUCUCCCGGCUCUUCCGGGAAAAGCAGCUGGCGCGAGCCAAGAUGGUGUUUAUGAAUCACGCAGACCGGCAGCUUUGUCCCGAGAUGAUUCCUGCGAGCCAGGUGGAUUUGGCCAUCCACGUACUGCUGGCAGACGAAGCCAUCGAGGUGGCACCCCUGCCACCGGAGGAAGGGCCGCCGAAGGAUCAGCCGAUCGAGUUCGACGAGUUUGUCGAGCUUGCAGAUCGAAUGCGCGAAAGACUCAUCUGGACUUCGAAAAAGUUCGCCGGAUUUGGGGAAGCCGAGGUGAAUGAAAUCCGACAAAUCUUCGACAGCUUCGACACCAAGCGCGCUGGCAGCCUGAAGCCCAACGAGGCAUCAGAGCUGCUGAAGUCGCUGGGAAUCGAAGUCCGAAGUGUGGAGGAGCGCAUUGCACUCUCAGAGCAGAUCGCCACGGCGUGCCAGGAAGCGCAGGAGGCAGGUGCCGAGGCCGUGGUGGACGGCCAGGUCAACUUCUGGGUCUUCUUGCAGCUCUUUCGGGCCAUGAAGCGGAAGCAGGAUGAAGAGAAGGAGCGGCGCCUGAUGUCAGUCUGCGAAGAGGUGAAGUUCAACUCGCAGGAAGUCAACCAGUUCCAGGAAGUCUUCGAGCAGUGUUGGUCCUCACUCUACACGGACGGAGUGACUUCAGACACGAAGCAGAUACCAAGGACAGCCGUAUACAAGCUCUUCAGAAACAUGGGCAUGCGCCUCGAAGGACGAAACCGACAAGCCUUGGACGAUCAGCUCAAUGCCCUUCAAGCACAGAAGGGGAUAGACUUUCCGAACUUUCUACUGCUCAUGCGGUGGAUGCUGGACGUCGACUUCUGCAGUAUCUCAUCAUCGAAGCAGCCGGGAACGUGA
Molecule: messenger RNA, 2457 nt
Organism: Symbiodinium sp. CCMP2592
Lineage: Eukaryota; Dinophyceae; Suessiales; Symbiodiniaceae
Source: the annotation of a GenBank genome assembly